This is a messenger RNA of Phragmites australis (common reed), 1210 nucleotides long. RefSeq names its product DNA-directed RNA polymerase I subunit rpa43-like. NCBI's taxonomy places the organism in Eukaryota, Viridiplantae, Streptophyta, Magnoliopsida, Poales, Poaceae. Gene Ontology annotation, cellular component: RNA polymerase I complex. The record is from RefSeq and is a predicted model, not a curated record. The coding region runs from base 111 to 818 and encodes 235 amino acids. The transcript has 6 exons. Gene Ontology annotation, biological process: DNA-templated transcription initiation.
UCUGUCUCACCGAGCCGCUUCGUCUUUCUUCCUUCACUUGCCCUGCCCUCCCGCCGCCGCCGCCGUUUACUAGGGUUUAACUAGGGUUCUUGCCGCCAGCCUACGCCGUGAUGGAGGCGCUCCGGGAGGCGGUGGCGAAUCUCACGGUGUACGUGCACCCCUCCAACGCCGCCGACGUCCGCCGCGCCGUCGCCCGCCAGCUCAGCGCGCUCCUCUUCUCGUACGAAGAUCGCUUUGAUGGCGUGUUGCUGGCUCAUGAAGUUAGCGUCGAGGGUGGGAAAGCCAAAAUCCUGAAUGGCUUGGUGCCGUACUUUGGCGUCCCAGUGCAUGCGAACCUGCUGCUCUUCUCUCCCCAACCAGACAUGAUCCUGGAAGGGAAGGUUGAAAUGCUUGGGAAGGAAUCAAUCCAUGCCAUUGUAUUGGGGGUUUUCUCAGCAGCCAUUAUGUCAGACGAUAUCCAUGAAAAGUUCAAAUUCAAAAGAAAAGGUGAUGGAGGAAAAUUUGUAAGCCGGUCAGACAAACAGCAUGUGAUCAAAAGAGGAAGCAUGAUAAGGUUUUCUGUCAAGAGGGUGGAUACAGAAAUGAAUUGUCAUAUAACUGGAUCUUUAAUCCCACCUCACACUGGAUCCAUGCUUUGGUUAUCAGUACACGAUGCAGAAUAUGCAUCAGAAAUCAACAGUGGCAAAAGGAGGUCGAGGGAUAUCAACAUCAAAUUUGAGCAGAAUGAACAAGAACACAGAGCACUCAACGAUGAAGAUAGUGUGGUGAAAUCUGAACGGCCACACAAGUCCCGAAAGAGGAAUUUUGAGGAACGAUAAUUUUAUUUCUGGGUUGUGAACCAGUUUGUUGGAAUAGAAGCAUGUUUAGUGGAUAGUUUGGUGUGAAUUAAGCAAACGGCAAUGAAGGCCAGCGGCUUGUUUGUGGAAAUCAUGUUUGGCUCAAUGCUUCUGCUGUCUGUGGAUUCUUAUUGGAGAGAAGAUGCUGCUCCAGUUCGAGAAGUGGUGCUUUUGCCUGGUUCAGAACUUGCUUCCUUGGUUGGUUUAGAGUCUAUGUCAGGAGAAACACCCUCCUUUUCGAUGCAACAUCAAUUGUACUAUGAUGUAAAACAAAUCACAGAUUGCAUUUCUAAUGGAUCACUUUCUACCAAAUGGGUGCUGAUCUCAUCCAAGAAACCAAUAUGUUUAAUGGCAAAUCUCAUGUUUUAAUUCUA